Molecule: messenger RNA, 1759 nt
Organism: Solanum tuberosum (potato)
Lineage: Eukaryota; Viridiplantae; Streptophyta; Magnoliopsida; Solanales; Solanaceae
Product: lysM domain receptor-like kinase 3
Exons: 1
Coding region: 339-1655 (438 amino acids)
Biological process (GO): protein phosphorylation
Molecular function (GO): protein kinase activity; ATP binding
Source: RefSeq, a predicted model, not a curated record
AUAAAGAGGAGAAGAAAAACAGGCAGACACACAGUCUUUAUUGAGUUUUCUAGUGGCUUUCUGUCUCACUCAUCUCAAGUAACUCAAUCCAAGAAAGAGACACCACUAAUAGAAUAAGCCAUUUCCAAAGAAGACCAAAGACUUAAUUGGGCCAAAAAAAAAGAAGCAAUCUUUACCAGUUACAAUUAUGAUCAAACAGCUCACGUCUUCACCAACCGCCUUCAUAUGACAAUUCUAACAACAAUUACUUCUCGAUCUCAAACUAGUUGUGAUCGCGAAUUCAAUUUUGAAUCGAAAAGAUAAAGAUAGAUAAGAUACCUUUGAUUUUGAUUGCCUUCAUGUGUAAAUCCAAGAAGAAAUUAACCACUCAAGUUAUGGAACCGAAACAGAAACCAAGAAGAUCUUCUUCUUCACAAUCACCUGCGGCUGCAAAAAAGUUGUCGUCUUUGAAUGAUCAUGAUCAUCAGUUGUCGUUAUCUACAAGCCAGAAUUUGAUAUCCCCAAAUGGUUCAACAGAGAGUUUCAUACUCAAUUUGAAAAACUCACAAUCAUGGGCUUCGUCAAAAUCAAGUCAUCACUCAUUAACAAGCCUUAAAGGAGUACUAUUUCCAGAACAACCUCAUAUAUACAAUUUCACAGAAAUUCGUUCAGCUACCCAGAAUUUCUUAAAGGAUCCAUUUUCGUCUUCAUCUACAUCGACUUCGUGGCGUUGUGUUCUUCGUGGUCAAGAGAUGGUUGUAAUACAGAGAAAAUUCCGACGACCUAUGGAAACUGAUGAGCUUGUGGAUCAAGUAGCAAUGAUUUGCAGAAGUCACCAUUCUAGCUUAAUUCCACUAAAAGGAGCUUCAGUUUCUGGAAAUUAUAUAUAUUUGGUGUAUGAAUAUACACAAGGAGUUAAUCUAUCGGAAGCUUUGAGGAAUCGAAGAAACCCUAAUUUUACUGUUCUUUCGAAUUGGAUAUCAAGGAUUCAAAUUGCUUCGGAUAUAGCUCAUGGUUUGGAUUACAUUCAUCAUUCAACUGGGUUAGGUUUAGGAUUUGUACAUAAUCACAUCAAAAGCACAAGUAUUAUUGUUACUGAACCUUCGUUUCAUGCGAAGAUCUGUCAUUUCGGUACGGCGGAGCUUUGCGGGGAAACUCCGAGUGAAAUCCAGGAUUCGGAUAGUGAAAUCAAGCCGAAGAAAUCACCGGAAUUGAAGAAAUGUGGAAGUAAAGGUUUGAAGUUUGAAGGUACGAGAGGAUAUAUGGCGCCGGAGUUUCAGUGGACGGGAAUGGCGACGGUGAAGAGUGACGUGUAUGCUUUUGGGGUGGUGGUUUUGGAGUUGAUUUCCGGGAAGGAGGCAGUGAAGUACGAAUUUGAUGAGGAGACUGGUGGAUAUGUUAGGGUUUCGGUGAUCGAGACGGCGGUGAAAGCGUCGGAGGACGGCGGUGUAGGGGUGAGGGGGUGGGUGGAUAAGCGGUUGAAGGAUUCGUACCCGGUGGAGGUGGCGGAGAAAUUGGUUCGGAUCGGGUUGGAAUGUGUGGAGACUAACCCGAAUAACAGGCCGGAUAUGGGUCGGGUUGCGGGUCGGGUUUCUCAAAUGUAUUUGGAAUCAAAGACUUGGGCCGAGAAGUUUGCUCCGCUUACUGACUUUACUGUUUCUUUAGCACCUCGUUGAUUAUUUUUAGUAUUUUUUUUCCAAUUUUUUCUAAUACAAAUUUUGGGAUUAAUCAUACAUUUUGUAAAUGAAACAUAGAAUUUUUAGAAAAAUUAUAGUGUAAA